Histoplasma mississippiense is the source of this 1902-nucleotide messenger RNA. RefSeq lists its product with no specific name. Gene Ontology annotation, biological process: intracellular iron ion homeostasis; iron ion transport; copper ion import. Lineage: Eukaryota; Fungi; Ascomycota; Eurotiomycetes; Onygenales; Ajellomycetaceae. Bases 1 to 1902 code for a protein of 633 amino acids. The transcript has 8 exons. Gene Ontology annotation, molecular function: DNA binding; ferric-chelate reductase activity; protein dimerization activity. The record is from RefSeq and is a predicted model, not a curated record. Gene Ontology annotation, cellular component: plasma membrane.
AUGGCUGGGCCAGAUCCGCACCGCAAAGAGCGCCAAAAAUUUAAGAAGCGAACCAAGACUUUGAUAAGCAAAAGUGCUGAAGUUGCAGAACUCUGCGGAGCCAAGGUCUACCUUCUUAUUGAGCAUGAACGGGGCAAUCUUUGCUUUAAUUCUCAAGGCCAUGAGACCCAUUGGCCACCGCCAGACGAACAACUGGAUGAGAAGCUGCCGAAUCUGGAACGUAUAGGCAUGGAACAACGUGAUCCCAAUCAUUGGGCGAAUGAUCCGGAUCUGCAGAAAUUUUUGAAGAAGAGAAAACUGUCCCAGAAAAUAACGUUGCCCCCAAGCCCCAGUAUUAUGGUACGAUCAGAGACAGCCCAUGAGCAGGAAGGCAAUACCUCGCAGGUGACAAAUACAGUCAACAGUACCUCACUGCCAAACAAUUAUAUCAUGGAAAUUACAGAUAUCUAUUCCGCCGUGAUUGGCGGCGUCGUUUCAGCUCUUGUUGUUCUUCACCUUACUAUAACCCUCGUGCUCAGCAUUGUUUUGUAUCUGCGCGCAAAUUGCUCCGCUCGUUGGACGUCUGGACUCUGGCGUACUAUCUGCAGAAUUUGCCCCCUGCCGAGUUGCCGCUUUCUUCUUCAGGUUCUGUAUGUAGGGGGCACAGGAGUCUGCAACUUCUUUGGCGUGAAAGACGUUUCUCAAGCCGGUUCACGCGCUGCGAAGCUGGCGAUCUCCAACCUUAUUCCUCUUUGCUUUAUAGGUCCCCAUGAUGUCGGCGCAAGGCUGUUGCGGCUUUCUCUGAGGAAUUACAAAAGCUUCCAUGUUACCAUCGGUAUCAUGGCACUGCUCCAGAGUCUCCCUCACGCUGUCAUCGCCACUAGGAGUACGGGAAUUGUGCUUACUGAUGACGUUCAGCUCUGUGGUUUUCUUGCCAUUUUAAUGCUAUUACUUCUUUGUACCCUCCCACUUUUUCGAAGAUACCACUAUGAACCAUUCCUGAUAUCCCAUCUGUUGUGCGCUAUCGUCUUGGUCUAUUCAACCUGGCGGCAUGUCAGGAAAACGGACGGUCUCCCGAAAAACUGCCUCCUAGCCACCGUGAGCCUCUCUGCAGCAACCUUGACUUUUCGCGCAGCUAGAGUUCUGGCCAGGAACAUAACCAACGGACAAUUUCCCAGCAAGUUAACCCUCACCUCCAACAGUAAUCCAGACUCCGAUGAUGCAUUCCACGUCACCAUCGUUCUUCCGCGGCCGUGGAAGAUCCAGGCUGGGGAGUGGAUCCGGUUGAGUGUGCCUCGCGUAGGCUUCUGGAGUCUAUUCCAAAGUCACCCAUUCAUGGUUGUCUGGUCUGAAAGCAAUAGUUCAUCCUUGUCCCUGCUGAUAAAGCCGCGGUCUGGCUUCACUAGAAGGUUCCUGACUCGUGUAAAACCACACACCGAAUGCUGGGCAUGGAUCGAUGGCCCGUAUGGCCCCUCUCCGACCGGUGGAUAUUUUGGUUCCAAGCAGGUGGGCCAUUACGGCCAUGUAGUCAUAUUCGCGACAGGUAUCGGUAUCGCUGCUCAGAUCCCUUACAUCAAAGAAACCCUCGAGGGUAUCGGAGAAUGCAGGGUGCGGACACAGAAGAUAUCUCUUGUGUGGCAAAUGGACAAAAUUGACGACCUGACCCUUGUCCGCCCCUGGUUACAGCACCUUGUCACCGCAGAUAAGAACUAUAAUCUGGAACUUCUUGUGUAUAAUCCUUCGCGUGCUGCCUCGACCGAUGACCCGGAGAGGUUUGGCGAGCACGGUCUCAUCCAGAUCUUUGGAGGCGAGGUGGACUGGGAGAUACGACUACAAGCUGAGAUGGAAGACAAGAGAGGGGAGCUGCUCAUCAUGGUCUCUGCACAGCGUCACAUUCGAGAGAAGAUUCGCCUGGAUUCAUAA